AUGCGGCCCGAGAUCUCGCACUAUGAAUAUUUGCAAAAAAUGUACCAGAAUUGCACUCACGUCUACAACAAUGUCGAAAUUGUCAAUUAUGACGAGGAUCGGCCGAUCGAUUUUUUGGAUGAUAUCGUCCAGGUGAAAGGUUACAUCCUCAUCUACAACAACCAGAACAUGAGCAGCAUCAGCAUGAAGAAGCUGCAGAUCAUUUGGGGAGACUCGCUGCAUAGGAAUGAGUAUGCUAUCGAGAUCAUCCACAACGCCAAGCUGCAACUCAUCCAAUUGCCCUCACUUCGAGCAGUGAUGCAAGGGAGUGUGGCGAUUGCAGAGAAUCCGAGGUCUUGCUAUGCAAAUAAUACGAACUGGGGAGAGGUCCUCGACCCCGUCCUCCAACCCGAUGGUACCUCCCGGAUACAAAUCAAAAACAAUGGUCAAGCCUGCCCGAAAGGCCGACGAUUUGUAUGUGACCCAACCUGUGAAUCUGGAUGCUUUGGGAGAGGAGCCGAGAAUUGUCAACAAAUGGUCCGUUCGAAGUGCACACCGGCCUGUAAGAAAGAUGCAAAUGCUUGUUACCCGGAGGUGGAUCCGGUCACGAAUGUAACCAACUACGAGUGCUGUGAUUCUGAAUGUGCAGGCGGCUGCCGCGGCCCCACCCCAUCGGAUUGCUAUAGCUGCAAGCACUACCAGGAUGAGGAGACGAGACGAUGUGUCGAAUUCUGUUCACCGCUUUAUCGACUCAACCCGGCGACGAAAACUCGCUACCGUGACCCGAACGGGAAAUACACGCAUGAUAGGAGUUGCGUGGCAAAGUGCCCAGAGGGCACUCUAAUCGAAGGAGCAUAUUGCGUACUUCGAUGCAGCGAGGGAUACUUCUACGAUGCGAGGGAGAACACGAAGGAGUGUCAACCAUGCAAGGGAUUGUGUCCGAAAUCUUGUCGCCUCGAAGAGAUCAUCGACGCCUACAACAUUGAAGGACUCCAGAAUUGCACCGAAAUCGACGGGUUUAUCCGAUUACGCACGCAUACGUUCAAGUCGCACAAAGGCACGAACAGCACCACCGUGCCGGCGCUACGACCGGAGAAGUUGAACUACCUGAAGACGGUGCGCCAGAUUACUCAGUUUGUCGACAUUGCCGGCGUAGACCUGAGAAAUCUAAGCUUUCUGGAAAACGUGGAGGUGAUCGAGGGGCGAGAGCUGUCUGACUGGAGCGCCAAGUGGGCGAUCGUCCUCUCGAGAAUCCGCCGUGGUGACGUCGUCGUCAGCCAGAACCACUUUCUCUGCUACCUCUCCAACACAACAUUCCGAGGGAUCACAGCAGCAAGUGUUGCUGUGAAAGGUGUGUACGACCGAUGCGCAAACAAAUGCGACGAUAACUGUGACGCGGAAUUCGGAUGCUGGGGAAAAGGGCCGACGCAGUGCCGGAAAUGCAAAAACUGGGAUCAGGAGGGGAGAUGCGUCAAAAAGUGUUCGGAGAAUGGCUUCCGAGCCGUCGAGAAAACGGACAAGCAGGGCAAUCUGAAGCGAGUUUGCGAGAAGUGCGCCCCACAGUGUCUGCAAUGUUCUGGGCCCGGCGAGGAGGACUGCAGAUCUUGCCGGAAUGUUGGAUUGGUAAAAGACAACCGACUACGCUGCCUUCAAGAAUGCCCCAUCGAGUACUUCCGCUCGGGAAAUCGCUGUCUUCCCUGCCAUGCGAGUUGUUACGACAACGGCUGCACCGGUCCGGUGGAUAUGAUGGGUGACCAUGGCUGUAAUAACUGCUCGAUCUACGUGGAAACAGAGCUUCACGGAAUCAGAUGUCUCUACGUCGACCGUUCCCAAAAUCACGACUCUGAAGCCUGCCAGGUCAACAACUACACCGGAUUCUUUGCAGCCCCAGAGGGAUCGAGAAUUCACUGCAAGCGCUGCGCCCCGGAAUGCAAAACAUGCACAACGGGCGGGACGUCGGUCAAAGAAUCCAAAUGCCAGUGUCGGAAUAUGAGCAUUCCGUCACUGUCCAAUCCAAUGGAUUACGAAUGUGUCAAGGAUUGCGGAUCGCAAGGCUACCCGCUAAACAACACCCACUGCGCUCGGUGUCACGUGUUUUGUGAAGGCGGCUGCAAUGGACCGUCGAAUCUGGAGUGCAACAAGUGCAAAAACGCUACAAUCACCUACGGCAAUGGUACGGUGGCUUGUCUGGCUGAAUGUGACGAUGCGCAUCCCUACUACGAUUCGCAUUCAAAACUGUGCCACACUCGAGAACACAUCGCCUGGCUGAACGUGAGAAAGUUUCUAAUCGUCGCCUCGAUCCUGCUGAUGAUUGCGAUGAUCUUGAUCGUCGCCUGGAAAUGUAGAUACUACAAGAACAAAUAUGCCGUGGAGAAAAUUCAGAAUGGUCCAGAUUUGCCGGAGGAGAUUCCGUUUGACCCCACCAUCCGUCCGAAUAUGAACAAAUUCCACGUGAUCGGCAUCGACGAGUUGACGAGGCAGGGGAGAGUGUUGGGUGAAGGGGCUUUUGGUGUGGUGUAUGCGGGCUACUACAAACAAUACAACCGAAAAUUCCCCGUCGCCAUCAAGGUCAUCAAGAAAGCGCAAGGGAAUGCGCAAAUCGAGGAAACGAUGGACGAAGCUACAAAAAUGGCUGCACUGUCCCACCCUCACCUCACGAGACUUCUUGGAAUUUGUUUUGCCGACAAUAGUGUGCAGCUCGUAACCUGGCUCCGCCCGCUUGGCAGUCUCCUCACAUUCCUGACGAAACACCGAAUGAACCUAACCGGGAAGAAUUUACUGAUCUAUUGCUAUCAGAUAUCAUCGGCGAUGAAAUACCUCUACGAGCAACGAAUUGUCCACAGGGAUCUGGCGGCCAGAAAUGUUUUGGUGAAAUCGAUCGAUUAUGUUGAGGUGACCGACUUCGGCCUCUCGAAACUCCUUGAAAUCGGCGAUUCCUCGAUUCACGUCAAGUCCGGCAAGGUUCCCGUCAAGUGGAUGGCUCCGGAAAGCUUGAUGAAGACCGUCUACACCAGUGCCAGUGAUGUGUGGUCGUUUGGGAUUACCUGCUGGGAGAUUUUGACUUAUGGACAGUCCCCCUACCAAGGCAUGGACCACAUGGCGAUUAUGGACUUUUUGACAGUAAAGGGACAGCGUCUGGAGCAGCCGAACAAUUGCUCCGUGGAUUUGUACUCGGUGUUGUUGAGAUGCUGGGUAACCGACCCAAACUCCCGACCAACAUUCAUCACCCUGAAAGAGGACUUCCAUCGAUUCUGCCGGGCACCGCAUCUUUUCGUAGCUGAUGCGAACGCGGCGAAAAAGAUGCUGCCGCAGUCGCAGAGCGAGAUGUUGCGCGAGGUGCUUGAGACGCCAGACAUCGAUUUUCAGGACCCGCUGGAAUAUGAUGAACACGUAGCCGGGUCAAUUGUCAGCGGAAGUCGGGUCUCCAGGUUGACGUCGACGAAUAGUCAACGAUACCGCGGCGAUCCAAUGGACAUGUUCCACGAUGAUCCACCUUCCACUCCGACGACACCACGGCCAAACGAGCUUGAGGUGGAAGACUCGAACUACUUGGUGCCAAAUGCAAGGGCAGCCCCGACCGGAGGUGGCGGGGUCAUCUACACAACAGUAGUCCGGGACACCGGAGAGACGGACCUCGUUGAGCGGCCCGACAACAUCUACUACAAUGACGUUAUACAGGGGCCUGAUUACUAUAAUGUGGUGGGCCAAAAACGAGCGCUUCUCACCCCUUCUACCGACGUCGAAGUGGAGGAGGAUGAGAACAGCAGGCCCAAGGAGGUCGAGAGUGCUGUG
Molecule: messenger RNA, 3771 nt
Organism: Mesorhabditis spiculigera
Lineage: Eukaryota; Metazoa; Nematoda; Chromadorea; Rhabditida; Rhabditidae
Source: the annotation of a GenBank genome assembly